Lichtheimia ornata is the source of this 738-nucleotide messenger RNA. RefSeq names its product 2,3-diketo-5-methylthio-1-phosphopentane phosphatase. Gene Ontology annotation, molecular function: acireductone synthase activity; magnesium ion binding. Bases 1 to 738 code for a protein of 245 amino acids. The transcript is spliced from 7 exons. Lineage: Eukaryota; Fungi; Mucoromycota; Mucoromycetes; Mucorales; Lichtheimiaceae. The record is from RefSeq and is a predicted model, not a curated record.
AUGGGCGAUUACGACACGGUCAUUCUCGAUAUCGAAGGCACCAUUACUCCCAUUACCUUUGUCAAGAACACCUUGUUUCCGUUUGUCACCAAUGGCCUUGACGCGUUCCUUGAACGUACCUGGGGAUCUCAAGAUCUGAAUCAAUACAUUUCCCUGUUGCGUGAACAAGCAGCCAAAGAUGUCGAAAACAAGUUGCCAGGGGCCGUAGUUAUUCCCAUGGAAGGAGAUGAUGAUAUCAAGAAGGCUGUCAAACAAAACAUCGAAUGGCAAAUGGCAGCUGACCGCAAGAUUGGAGCACUCAAGGCAUUCCAGGGUUUUAUGUGGAAGGAAGGCUAUGCUAGUGGUGAGCUCAAAGGCGAGGUAUACGAUGAUGUGGUGCCUCGUUUGAAUCAAUGGCGUGAUGCUGGCAAAAAGAUUUGUAUUUAUUCCUCGGGCAGUGUCCCUGCACAAAAGUUAUUGGUGGGCUAUUCUGACAAGGGUGACUUGAUGCCGUAUUUUUCUGGUUACUUUGAUACAUCGGUUGGUCUCAAGGUGGAAGCAUCCUCGUAUACCCGUAUUGCAAAGAAGAUCAAUCAAGAACCUGCAAGAAUCUUGUUCGUCAGUGACAACAUUAAAGAAAUCCAAGCUGCUAAGGAAGCUGGUUAUCAAGUUGUCAUUUCGGAUCGUCCUGGUAAUGCUCCUUUGGGUCCUGAAAGCAAAGAAUUCAAGAUCAUCACCUCAUUUGAUCAAAUCGCGUAG